AUGGAUAGAGAGUAUUGUUUUUGGUUUCUCCUUCUAACUACGACAGCUAAUACCUUGGUAAAAGGCCAAGGCACAACAAGAGUUGGGUUCUAUUCAACUACAUGUCCUCGAGCUGAGGAAAUUGUUAGAUCAAAUGUUGAAUCUCACUUUCGAUCAAAUCCAACCAUUGCUCCUGGUUUACUCAGAAUGAACUUCCAUGAUUGCUUUGUUCAAGGUUGCGAUGCUUCUGUUCUGAUCGAUGGCCCUAACACUAAGAAAACAGCCCCACCAAACCUUCAAUUAGGAGGUUAUGAAGUUAUUGAUGAUGCCAAGAAGCAGCUUGAAGCUGUUUGCUCUGGUGUUGUCUCUUGUGCUGAUAUUCUUGCACUUGCUGCUUGUGACUCUGUGGUUCUGACAAAAGGGCCCAAUUGGAAUGCACCGACAGGGCUCAAGGAUGGGCGAGUUUCAUCGGCAUCUGAAGCCUCUAAUUUGCCAAGUUUUAGAGAUUCUGUUGAAAAGCAAAGGGAAAAAUUUUAUGCUUUUGUUCUUAAUGCUCUGGAUCCUGUUACCCUUGUUGGAGGGCAUACCUUAAGGACUUCAGCUUGCCAAUUCUUUAGUUAUAGACUCUACAACUUCUCUACGACAGGAAAUGGAGCUGACCCCCCAAUUUAUCCUGCAUUUUUCAAUCAACUUCGAGCACUUUGCCCACAAAAUGGCGAUGGCAGUAAAUGUGUUGCAUUGGACACAGGAAGCGACACCAGAUUUGAUACAUCUUUCCUUAAUAAUCUUAAAAAUGGUCGAGGAGUACUGGAGUCUGAUCAAAAGUUAUGGACUGAUGCUUCCACUAAAUGUUUUGUUCGGGGUUUCUCACGAGGAUCCAGUUUCAAUAAACAGUUUGGAAGGUCGAUGGUGAAGAUGAGUCUUACUGGAGUGAAGACAAGCGCUAAUGGCGAAGUUCGGAAAAUCUGUUCCAAAAUAAACUGA
Molecule: messenger RNA, 963 nt
Organism: Mangifera indica (mango)
Lineage: Eukaryota; Viridiplantae; Streptophyta; Magnoliopsida; Sapindales; Anacardiaceae
Product: cationic peroxidase 2-like
Exons: 4
Coding region: 1-963 (320 amino acids)
Biological process (GO): hydrogen peroxide catabolic process; response to oxidative stress
Cellular component (GO): plant-type cell wall; plasmodesma
Molecular function (GO): peroxidase activity; heme binding
Source: RefSeq, a predicted model, not a curated record